Messenger RNA from Tricharina praecox, 1230 nucleotides. RefSeq lists its product as uncharacterized. Gene Ontology annotation, molecular function: oxysterol binding. The transcript is spliced from 8 exons. Bases 1 to 1230 code for a protein of 409 amino acids. The record is from RefSeq and is a predicted model, not a curated record. NCBI's taxonomy places the organism in Eukaryota, Fungi, Ascomycota, Pezizomycetes, Pezizales, Pyronemataceae. Gene Ontology annotation, cellular component: intracellular membrane-bounded organelle; cytosol; membrane. Gene Ontology annotation, biological process: maintenance of cell polarity; piecemeal microautophagy of the nucleus; exocytosis.
AUGAGCAGCAGCAAGGACAACAGCAAGGAGGAGGGCGCCGGUGUUCCCCCCGCGGCCAAGAGUUCGUGGGGACCGUUCUUGAAGUCGAUUGCGAGCUUCACGGGCGAUUUGGCGAGUUUGACGGCUCCGCCGUUUAUUCUGAGCUCUACUAGCUUGACGGAGUAUUCUAGCUACUGGGCGGAACACCCGGAGCUCUUCGUUGCGCCGGCGCAGGAGAAGGAUGCGCAGAAGCGUGCUCUAUUGGUGUUGAAGUGGUUCUUGUCCACGCUGAAGCAGCAAUACAGCUCCAGGAAUGAAAAGCUGGGCUCCGAGAAGAAGCCGUUGAACCCAUUUCUAGGAGAGCUGUUUUUGGGAACUUGGAAGGAUGAGACCGACACCAUUGGGGAAACGAAAUUGAUUUCGGAGCAAGUCAGCCACCACCCUCCCGUCACCGCGUAUGCUAUCAUCAACGAGAAGCACGGAGUCAAGCUUGAGGGUUACAAUGGACAGAAGGCGUCGUUCUCUCGGGGCGCGAUAAACGUGAAGCAGGUCGGACAUGCUGUCUACCAUCUCAAGGGGUUUGACGAGCACUAUCUCAUCACUCUUCCUUCGCUCCAUAUCGAAGGUAUCGUCUACGGCUCGCCUUACGUCGAGCUCAACAAGAGUUCAACCAUCACGUCGUCCACAGGAUACGUCUCUACCAUUGACUACAGCGGCAAGGGAUGGAUCUCGGGAAAGAAGAACAGCUUCACCGCGACCAUGACGAAAGAAGGCAGCAAGGAGGUGCUAUACACUGUCGAUGGGCAGUGGACGGAUAAAUUCUCCGUCAAGGAGGGCAAGACCAAGAACGAGCUCGAUUCGUACAACGCCAAAAUCACAAAGACUACCCCUCUAUACGUCGCACCCCUCGACCAACAAGAUCCGCUCGAGUCCCGCCGGGCAUGGGCGAAGGUGCAGGAGGCGAUCGGCAAGGGCGACCUUGAGACUACCGGCGCGGAGAAGAGCAAGAUUGAGAACGAGCAGAGAGAGUUGCGCAAGAAGGAGAAGGAGGAGAACCGGGAGUGGGAGCGACGAUUCUUCACAAGGGUUGACGAGAACCCCAUCUUCACCAAGCUCGCCGAGAAGCGCGAAAUCACCGCCGAGGCUGACAAGACCAACGGUAUCUGGGUGUUUGACGAGGCUAAGUACGCGAAGGCGCAUGCUCCCGUGGAGACGGUGGUUCCGGCGGUGGUUCCUGCGGCCGAGUUGUAG